Messenger RNA from Paramecium sonneborni, 1748 nucleotides. The record is from the annotation of a GenBank genome assembly. NCBI's taxonomy places the organism in Eukaryota, Ciliophora, Oligohymenophorea, Peniculida, Parameciidae.
AUGUAAACCUAACAUUUAGAAGAGAUAGGUGUAAAAGAUGUAAUAAAGAUAGGAGAAGGUUCAUUUGGUUAAGUUUACAAAGGAGUUUAUGAUGGAUAGGAUGUAGCAGUGAAAGUAAAGAUUAUGUGUAAAUAAUACUAAGAUAAUUGAAAAUUGCUUUGUUUCUGAGAUAUCAAUUCUAGAAAAAAUAGAUCAUCCAAAUAUUAUAAAACUAAUAAAAGUAAAAUAUAGUAAGUGAAAUUAGGAAUUUAAAUUUGGGAAUACGUCUUAUUUAAUAAUGGAAUAUUGUUCAGGUGGAACAUUAAGAGAUUAUAUCUAAAUGAAAGUAAAAGAAGAAGAAAUAAUUGAAAUAAUGAGAUCUUUAUUAUCAGCAGUAGAAUAUUUGCAUGGUUAAGGAAUAAUUCAUCGAGAUAUUAAACCUGGUAAAUAGAAAAUAAUAAAUAGAUAAUAUUCUAAUCAAAGAUAAAAAUGAUUUAUCUUCAAUUAAAUUAGCUGAUUUUGGAUUGAGCUUUUAAUAUGAUGCUGAAAUUUAGUAUUACUAAACAGUUUCUCAUUAAUGUGGAACUUUUAUAUUCAUGGCACCAGAAUAGAUCCUCAAUUUAUCAUAUAAUAAAACUGUUGAUACUUGGUCAUGUGGUAUUGUACUUUAUAUGCUUUUAUAAAAUAAACAUCCAUAUUAUCCUAAAUAUUCUACAAAGACUUAAUUUAUAUAAACAUUUCCUAAUAUUUAAUAUGAUGAACCAAAUGAUGUAUCAUCUUUAACUAGAGAUUUCUUAAGACGUCUAUUAUGUUAUGAUUCACAUCGUCGUUAUACUGCUUUAUAAGCACUUUCACAUCCAUGGAUUACUAGACGUCAUUAAGAUAGUAUACCUAUGGGUCUAAGAGAAUUUACUAUUUGUAAAUUAUUGUAAGAAAAAAUGAUCUAAUAAAUCAAAACUAUUAUGUUCAUUUAAUAUCUAAUUAAACUUAAUAAUUUUAAUAAUCAUCGCAAUAGAUCAGAUAGUUAAACCUACUCUGAAACUUCUAUCAAUUAAUAAAUACGUCCUAAAACUAAACUAUUAAGACCUCUAAUUUUUAAAAAUUAAACAUAAUUUUAAUAAAAAGAAGAACUUAAAAGUAAAAUUAAACUCUCAUAAUUAACAGCAUUAUUGACUUAACAAAAUAGUAUUUAAUCAUUUUAAUUAUAAUAAUAACAUAUAUAAUAACAAAUCAUUAAUAAAAUAUCUUCAUAACCAACCUUAGAUUCUCCUUAAAAAAAAUAUCAUAUAAAACAUAAAUUAAGUGUAGAUUGUGGAAAUGAACAACAGAUGAUCUAAAUUGUAUCAUCAGUAUCUCCUAUAAAAGGUGAAUCAGAAUCUAGUAAAAUUUAAUCACCUAAAAAAUCAUUUAGAAAUUCUUAAUCUUUUUAAAGAUUGAUACUACCUUAAUUGUCAGAAUCAACUUAAAGUUCAAUUAGUCCUGAUAAAAUGAUAAAAAAAGAAUCAAAGACACUUGUCAUAAGGAAAUCGUAAUCUACUUUAUAGAUUUGUUUAAAAAAGAUUCAAUAAGCAAAUGAAUAAUGUGAAUAGAAAACUACACUGAGAUAGAGAAUGGAAACUUAUGAUUAAAAGAAUUACAGUCAUAGAAUAACACAAAAAGCUAAUUCAUUGAAUUCAUCAACGAUAUCUCCAAAAAAUAAAUUGAUUCAGCAAAUUAUUUAAUAGCAACAAUAAUUCAUUCUUCCAUCAUCAUAUAGAAAGAGAUUAUGA